CGGAAUUAUGGGAGUCGGUCCGAUCUUUCUUUUUAUCCUUUAUUUGUUCAUUGAAACGUUUUUCCUAGCUUCAAGUUACCUGUGUACAUAUGUUUUACCAUUUUCACACCCUCUCCUGUCUGUCAGUUAAAAUGCUCAAGAUCGUCGGCGGGUUGGUGGUCGCAGGUUUGGUGAUCGCCUUAGUUCUGGAAAGCUACAACACUGCAAAGCGCCCUAAAAGAAGCGUUAUUAACAGCAAUUCCAAUGAUAGGAAUCAUCACAGGGAUAGCUUUUACAACAGCCACCCAUGUCCCGGUGCGGAAAUGGAUAACUUAUUUUGGUUUGUGCAGGUGUCAGACAUACACAUCAGCCACUUUCAAGACCCCAAGAGAAUGACUGACUUUGAGGAAUUUUGCACGGAAACUAUAGAUGUCAUUAAACCAGCCCUUGUUCUGGCAACAGGGGACCUGACAGAUGCAAAGACGGCAGGUAAGAUUGGAUCCCAGCAGUAUGAGGUGGAGUGGCAGGCCUACCACAACAUCCUGAAGAGGUCAAGGGUGCUGGAGAGAACCAAGUGGAUAGACAUAAGGGGGAACCACGAUGCCUUUAAUAUAAUAUCUCUUGAGAGUGUCAACAAUUAUUACAGGAAAUAUUCAGCCACCAAGAAAGAGGGCUCCUUCCACUACAUUCACCAAACUCCCUUUGGGAAUUACUCUUUCAUCUGUGUUGAUGCCACCCUCACCCCUGGACCCAAGAGACCAUUUAAUUUCUUUGGCAUUUUAGACCAGACUCGAAUGGACGAGCUGUCAAUUCUAGAAUCCAAGAGCCUUAACAGUAACCAGUCAAUCUGGUUUGGCCAUUAUACAACAUCCACCAUUAUCUCCCCAUUCCCAGGGAUACGGCAGAUAAUGAGCUCAGCAGUGGCUUACCUGUGUGGUCACCUGCACACUCUUGGAGGGCUGAUGCCGGUGCUGCACAGCCGCCAUUCACAGGGCACUCUGGAGCUGGAGCUCGCUGAUUGGAAGUUGAGCAGAAGAUUUCGUGUCCUGGCAUUUGAUCAUGACCUCCUGAGCUUCUCAGACCUCAGUUUUGAAGAGUGGCCGGCUGUCCUGAUCACCAAUCCCAAGGCAGCCAAAUAUACCAACUCGGCGGUCGAGCCCCUAGGAAGGAUCCAGAACUCCACGCACAUCAGGGUUCUAGCCUUCUCGGCAGCCCAGAUCACUGCUAUCUAUGUGCAUGUUGACGGGAAGCUCUUGGGGGAAGCACGGCCUGUGAAAGGACCUCUAUUCGUCCUGAACUGGGACCCUAUGAGAUAUACGAAAGGACUUCACAACAUGGAGGUCAAAGUUGAGGAUGCUGCUGGCAGGUCAGCAGUGAGACAGCUUGAAUUCACCCUGGAAAAAGACUUGUUUCUGGGCUUCGGGUUCCUGCAGUCCUUCGUCCUCUUGACUGACCACUAUAUCCUGGCUAGAGUCACUUUCGUGUUCCUUGUACUGGUUAACCUAGGUUUGAUUGUUACCUUUCGUUACCUGGGACCACCUGCACUAAAAGAAUCCUCAGUGUUUGCCUCCCAGGCACAGCUGUCUCUACACCUUUUAUGUAAAAUCAACACGUUGUACUACUCCAGCCUGCUCUUGACUCUCUGCACUGCCUUUGGUCCCUGGUUCAUUGGAGAGAUGAUUGACGGCCACAGUGGGGCCUGCUUUGCUUUCGGUGUGUUUGUUAAGGGACACUUUCUUGAAGGAGGCUUGACGUUUGUAGUGGGUGUUGUGCAGUUAGUCUUCUUUAACAUCCCUCUGACCUGCUACCUCUGCUGGAGCGUGUAUCUGCGUUGCCGGGGGAACUGUUUCCGGACUCAUUUCUGGAGGGUGGGUAGGGUGCAGACGUUGGUGGUGAACAUGGUCAUGCUGGCACUCUUACUCUGUCAGGCAUACUCCUGCUACUCUCUGCUGGAGACCUACGGAACCACCGCCUGCCUCCUGUCCCCCCUGCGCACAUGGGCGCUUGUUCUGGGGCUCCUGCUGAUCCGAUAUGCCUGGACCUGCCACCCCCCACGUCUCCGGGAAUUCACCAAAAGCAGCCAGCCACCUUCAUAGAUUGAGAAUUAAAUUGACAGACAAUCUCACAAGACACACAUUUCAGUUUGUAAAGGGAUAGCCACUUUUUCUGGAUUUGAGUUCGCUGGACUCCCGACUCUAGGAAUGAUAAAGAAGACCCUGUUUUAUAUUGAGUUUAUAUAUGAGAAUUUGUAGCACAUGUGAAAUUGUGAUUUACAGGGAAUCAUGCUGAUCUGGGAAUUCUGAAAUUUUUGAGGCCCAACGGGUGACAUGUUUGGGAGCACAUUUGCCUCUAAACACAGCAGUAUGGACUAUUUUGUGGCAAUUGGUGAGAACCUGAAGGCAGUGUGUGGUUCUGCAUAUUUAGGGCAAUUUACACAUUAAGUUUCUUUUUAAAAAUGAGCUUAAAUCAGACCUUUUUUUAAUCACACAAGAAGUUGAGUUUGUAUUGAUUUAAAAAGCUGUUGGCAAAUAAAACAUCAAACUUUCGUUUAUUACACUUACCAUAUAUCUUCAAAUUAAAUAAAAUAAAACAGCAGCUGCGUUUAUUCAAGGCCGAUGUACUAGGAAAUAAGUUGGUCAAGCUCUAGAAUUUAAAGGGGAGGUUCCAUUGUUUCUAAUUUCUACGAGCUUAGGCUGGGAAAUAAGUAUAUCGAGCCUAGGAAAUAAGUUGAUCGGAUAUAUUAACAAACAAUAAAUAAUUUUAAAUUAAUUUUGUAAGUAUAAUUUAUAUAAAUUAGUAGAUUAGAUGUCUAACAGUAUGACGCUAGAUAAGAGAAUGUGAAUAUCGCUGUAGAUUAGAUAAUUAGUCUAAAAAAAGUCAAUUUAAAAUUAAUUUUAUUAGUAUAAUUUAUAUUAAGUAGAUUGGAUUUACAGUUUUGGAGGGUAGCUUUUUUUGGAAGUAGUAUGGUUUUGAGGACGGCGACCUUUUCAAUGGUGGCGUAUUUUGGAAGUAGCACGGUUUGCAAGGAUCACAACCUUCGUAAAUCUGUUUCCUGUUUGUUUUUUGUUGAGUGCACCGUUUAUUCGAGGGCGCUGUCUAUUACAAAACUGGCAAAUGAGUGCAGCAUUUAUUCAAGGGUGGAUUAAUUUUGAGGAUAUACGGUAUUACUCAAUUGUUAGGGAAUUUUUAUUUUUUUUGUUAACAGUUUUGGGGUAAAAUUGGAUUUAACCCUAAAAUCAGAAACACUAUGCAUAAUUGUGGAUUUAAUUAGAUGACUUGAAGACUGGCCAGCUAAAUUUGGGGCCUGGUGGCAAUGCAGUCAUUUUGUGUUUGUGUGGAGGAUAGGAAAGUAGACUGCAGUUAAGAGGAUUGGGAGGCAGUUUGGACUUGGUGGUUAGAGGUAAGGACUGGUGAGAACCUGGUGGGAAGGUGUAGAUAUCAGAACUUGGGAGAUAACGUGGCAAGGAGACCUGACCUGCUUCUGCUACUAACUCAGCUUACCCUUACAAUGAAACUGCAUAUGUAGGAGCUGCUAUGAUUUAAUGAAAUCUGGAAAGUGAAGGACUGUACAAUAUAAAUGAACUUCUUUUAUAUUUAAUUAGAAUUGUAUUUAAAAGUGCUGCAUGCUUAUAACUUGUCUAAUCACUCAGUUUUUCAGUUUCACUUUUCUUCUGGCCUUGCCCAACAAGAACUAUAACUAGUGCUGACAGAAACCUGAUUUUUUUCAAUGUUUUGAAUAUUAAUACCUUUGUCUGAAAAAACAAUAUACAGGUAUGGCCAAAAGUUUUGCAUCACCCUACAGAACUAACUAAUUUUGCUUCAUAAAGUCGAAUGAAACUUGCUAAAUAAUGGUACAGGGCUUGAAAUUAACUUUUCCAUGCACUAGCCACCAUGGCUAAUGGAUGGAAAAAUUCACCGGCCAGCAUCGUUCCGGGGGAUGACGACGGCAAAAGAAAACGUUAAACCAAGCAACAAUUAUGAGCAGUCUCAACAGGGUCUGAAACAAUCUACCUCAUGAUUGAAGAUAUAGCUUCUGAGAUAUGUAGGGCAUCUGCCCUCUGCACAGACUGCAUGCACAGAAACUCUUUCUGGCAGAAUCAUGCAUAUACUAGCUCCUCUUCUAUGACAGCGCUAUCGGUUGAACCAUCUGACAUCACUGACAGGAACUUUGCACCUUUUAAUUUCUCUUGCAGCUGCCUUUUUUUCUACCUCAGCAAUGUAGUGCAUAAAUAUAUAUUUUUUUUAAACAAUGCUAUUUUCUAUUGUCACACUUUCUGACCAAGGAUCAGCUAAGCAUUAACUUACUAUGUUUUUUCAAGCUUUAAAACAAGUCAGUUCAAGAUAAAGUUAAUUCCAGUAAAUAGUAAAUUCAUCAUUAAGGACACGAUUUUGUCACUGACUUUAAGUACAUUUUACGGGUGGGUUUGGGGGGGGGGGGAAU
Molecule: messenger RNA, 4420 nt
Organism: Polyodon spathula (Mississippi paddlefish)
Lineage: Eukaryota; Metazoa; Chordata; Actinopteri; Acipenseriformes; Polyodontidae
Gene: tmem62
Product: transmembrane protein 62
Exons: 14
Coding region: 90-2075 (661 amino acids)
Molecular function (GO): hydrolase activity
Source: RefSeq, a predicted model, not a curated record